Messenger RNA from Canariomyces notabilis, 3357 nucleotides. Its product is annotated as carbohydrate-binding module family 24 protein. Bases 85 to 3357 code for a protein of 1090 amino acids. Lineage: Eukaryota; Fungi; Ascomycota; Sordariomycetes; Sordariales; Chaetomiaceae. The transcript has 8 exons. Gene Ontology annotation, molecular function: glucan endo-1,3-alpha-glucosidase activity. The record is from RefSeq and is a predicted model, not a curated record.
GGGCAUCUCUUUUCCUUGUAGUUGAGGUUCACGCCUGACCAAAGUCACUCGUUCGCACUCGUUUGCUUCUCUUUUCACCUAGAGAUGCGGUGGUGCCGCCUUUGGGCCAGCCUAGCCCUGGUGGCUGCCCAGGUUGAGGCAAAGGCCGUGUUUGCCCACUUCAUGGUUGGCAACACCAAGGACUAUUCAGAGACGGACUGGCAAAAUGACAUGCAGCUUGCCCAAGAGGCCCACAUUGACGGGUUUGCGCUCAACAUAGCCAACGAAGCCAGCGUGGUUCGGCCGCUCCUGGACAAGGCGUUUUGGGUGGCCAACAAGCUGGGAUUCAAGCUCUUCUUUUCCUUCGACUACGCCGGCCUUGGGCCGUUUGAGAAGCAGACAGUCAUCGACCUCUGUAACGACUACUGCAACAAUGGGGCCUAUUACCGAACCGACGGAAAGCCCCUGCUCAGCACCUUUGAGGGCCCCGAUCAGGCCGACGACUGGCACGAUAUUAAGGCAGCCACCGGCGGACUCUUCAUUCCGGACUGGUCGUCCAAGGGCGCAAAGGCGGCCUUGGAGCUGAGCAACGGCGUGGCAGACGGCUUGUUCAACUGGGCAGCCUGGCCGUGGGGCGACCAAGACAUGAACACAUAUGUCGAUGCGUCGUACAAGCUGUUCUUGAAUGGCAAGCCGUACAUGAUGCCGGCGUCGCCGUGGUUCUACACAAACCUGCCUGGAUACGACAAGAACUGGCUCUGGAGGGGCGACGACAUGUGGUUCGACCUGUGGAACCAAAUCAUCUUCAACCAGCCCGAGUUCGUCCAGCUCAUCUCGUGGAACGACUACGGCGAGUCGCACUACAUCGGCCCCCUGAGGCCCGGCAAAGCCAUGGAGGCCUUUACCAUUGGCCGUGCGCCCUUCAACUAUGUCGAGGGCUACCCGCACGACGGAUGGCGAGCCUUUCUGCCCUACGUCAUCGACCUGUACAAGAGUGGCCAGGCCACCAUCACCAGGGAGGGCGUCGUCGGCUGGUGGAGGCGCUCUGCCGCCAACGCAUGCAACGAUGGGCGCACCACGGGCAACACAGCCAGCCAGCUGCUGCUGGAAUUCCCGCCGUCGCUGGUAAUGCAGGACAAGAUCUUCUUUUCGGCGCUGCUGGGCUCCGACGCGUCCGUGUCGGUGACGGUCGGGGGCGUGCCUGUGCCGGCAGCGUGGACCGACAAACCCGACGGAGACGUGGGCAUCUACCACGGCCACGCCAACUUCACAGCUGGCAACGCGGGAGACGUCGUCAUCACGGUGAGCCGCGGCAGCUCGACGGUUGCUGCCGUCAAUCCUGGGGCCAACGGGGCCAUUGGCACCUCGUCGUGUGUGGGCGGACUGACCAACUGGAACGCGUUUGUCGACAUGGGCUGCAUCAAGGCAACUGGUAUUGGCAACUUCAAGGGCCUCUGCGAAUUCCUUCGCGAGAGAGAUUAUUGCCCUGUCGGUGCCUGUCUCUGCCAGGCCAUGGGCAGUCCCAGGCCUGAGCCCUCGACCCACGGGCUCUGCGCUGAGGGCUGUAGGAUGGGCUACUGCCCGACAGGCAUCUGCGCUGAGGAGCCGGGCCCGCUCACAACGCCAACCGUCUCGCCCUUCACCCCACCCGCCUGCACCUCGGGCACUGGAUCUGGCGAGCUCGAGGGCCUCUGUAGCUACGCAUGUGCGCUGGGCUUUUGUCCCUCGCAGGUCUGCCAGUGCACGUCACAGGGGCCGCUCAACGUGCCCCCUGACCCCCUGGACGGCGCCAGUGGCAAACCUCGGGCCGGCCUUGUUGACGAGGGUCUUUGCAAUUUUGCGUGCAGCAGAGGAGACUACUGUCCGCCGUCCACAUGCCAGAACACAACGAGCCCCGUGGGGCAGGGGCCCGGAGGACUACCAGGUGGUGUUUUCCUCAAAGGCGCCAUUGCCGAUGGGAACAACUGCUACAUGACCGAUUGUCUUGACAGGGAAAACUUGCAAUACGAGCUGAACCGCGACGGUUGGAGUUCGCCAUCGACGUGGUUCAGAGACGACUGCCGUCCCGGCCAAUACCGGCUCGUCAGGUGUCCCGAGUUCGAGAAUCCCGGCGAGUGCCGUUGGAGUGGAAAGGCCCCCCUUUGCAACGUCGGUUGCGACGUCAACGAGAUCGCCAUCGCCCACUCGGAAUGGGGCGAUGGAGAGCGGCCUUGCCAGCUUGGGCAGCAGUCUCUUUGCUGCAAAUCCAACACCUGGGAACGUCUCGUGGACAGCUGCGAGUGGAGGGUGGAUUGUAUCCGACGCAGCAACCUAGGUUUCAAAAAGUGCACAUGGGCCGAUUGCAUGAGUCGGAGCUGUAAAGAGAAGAACGAGAUCAUUGCCUCCAUCGCGCCAUAUGCAGGUCAGUUUGGUUCGUUCCCGUGUAAUUCAUACCGCGCCCUAUGCUGCGAGCUUCCGACCGAAUCCGACGCGUUCCUACCCAUGCCGCUGGAAUGGCUGUUUCCAACACUGCCGCCGGACGACUACAUGGUUACAUUCACCAUGGCGAACCCGGAGCCCAAGCUGGAGCCCUUUGGCUUCGUUGUCAUCGAUGGACCUCCCGACAAGGUCGUCAGUCUCGACUCGCGAGACGGCUCCCACAUGCACAUUCUGGACCUAGACUGCGAUCCCGCCGUGCUCAAACAUCAAGACAACGAGACGUAUACAGUCCGCUUUGUCUGCACCGACGACUCGGCCGACUCCAACUGCGACGACAUCCACCUUGGCGGCGCAAAAGGAACCAUUGUCAAGCUGCCUUCGGACUGCGGCUUUUCGGGCUACUGCGUUGUCCACACCAUCAAGCCGGUCACUGAUGGUGCUAUUGCCAUGUCCCAUGACCUGCGCGCCAGGGCUCCCCCCAACGCCGCCGUCCACGAGCUGUCCUUUAGCUACGACUUUUCACGUGUCAAGCGUGCAGUUGAAUCUGAUCCCGUCUACAUCCGCAUUGACUAUGGCACCCAAAAUAGCAUGGCUGCCAAGUUCGACCGUCUUGUCUACCAACAAACCUCAUCCGGUUGUUCCCAGAAUGGUUUUCUUUCGGUGCACGCCGAAGGGUACCUGGUCAACCUGUUCCGGAUGGGCAUCACUCUUGUCGGCACCAUUUCGCCCAAGUUCCACAUGGAGGAAGCCCAGGGCUUCUUCGACAGCAUCCUUGUCACGACCGCCAGCAUCACUGUCGACGGCAAGGGCAUCGUCAACAUUCCAGGCACCAGUCCCCGUAGAUCCCUGUUCCCAAGUCCAGUUUCGGACUGGGCCUACAAGGUUCCGGGCAUCGUCGAAAUCAACCCGAGGAUGGACCUCGAGAUUCAGAUGAGCGGAUCCGGCUUCAUGGAUGGGUAA